Molecule: messenger RNA, 1626 nt
Organism: Notolabrus celidotus (New Zealand spotty)
Lineage: Eukaryota; Metazoa; Chordata; Actinopteri; Labriformes; Labridae
Exons: 13
Coding region: 323-1582 (419 amino acids)
Biological process (GO): DNA integration
Molecular function (GO): nucleic acid binding
Source: RefSeq, a predicted model, not a curated record
AUAAACGGACUCAAACCAAACGGCUUCAGAAUAAAUGGAGUCAGACUAAACAGAGUCAGAACAAAAGGGUUGAGACAAAACGGUUUCAGAAAUAAAUUAAUCAUUUUAUUUUGAAGGGGACACGUCAUUAAUCUAAUAGCGGGACCAUAGGGCGUGACAAAAAACGUCAUCAACAUGCGACCACUACAACAGGUACUGGCCCGGGAAAGUGGACACGGCGCUACAGAGAAGAAAUAGAAAAAGAAGAAGAAGAAAAAGAAGAAAAAGAAGAGGAAGAAGAGGAAGAAGAAGAAGAAAGUGGACACGAAAACAACUGUCAAAGAUGUCAGCAGAGAGAGGGAGUGAAAGGAAUGCAAUGAUACAACUGCUAUUCAACAAUGGUUUUAAACAGAGGGAAAUCAGCAGUAUGCUGGCUUCAUUUGGACAUAAAAUCAGUGAGAGACACCUGAGAAGAGUGUUACAACUAUUAGGGUUGAGGCGAAGAAGCCACCAGCGACCUAUCACUGAAAUACAAAAUGCUGUGGAGAGUGAGAUAAGACACUGUUCACCUGAACAAGGCAUCAGGGCGAUGCUAAGGCGGGUUCGGGAUGUUCGAGGAGUAAGGCCAUGCUACAGAGAUGAUGUUGCUAAAGUAAUGAGGGAUCUGGAUGCAAGUGGUCUUCAGAGAAGAUCUCCUGGCAAGAAGAAAAUCCAACGCAGGAACUACAUCAGCUGUGGUCCAAAUGACACUUGGCACAUUGAUGGCAAUGACAAACUCAAGUUCUUUGGUAUGUGGAUACAUCUCGGGAUUGAUGGGUUCUCUAGGAAGGUUCUCUGGCUGAAGGUUGGCACUUCCAACCGCAAGCAAAGAUUUGUGGCAAGAUAUUUCUAUGAUGCUGUUCAGGAACACGGUGGCUGUCCCCAGUUGAUUCGAUCCGACAGAGGAAAGGAGAACCUUGUUGUUGGUCAAAUGCAGAUGGCAUUUCACAUGCGGGAGUUGGGGAACCAGGCAUGGAAGUGCUUCAGAAUGGGGACAUCGGUGCACAACCAGAGAGCUGAAUGCUUCAACAGCAUUUUAAAGAGGACAUGGAUAAAGAAAUGGCUGACAACAUUUGAGGCCAUGAUGGAGUCUGGCAUCCUUGAACUCGACAACCCUGUACACAUCAAUUGUUUGCAGUACACGCACCUACUACUUUUCCAGGAAGAACUGGAAACUGAGCGGGCUCUGUGGAACACCCACGACAUCCGUAAACAACGCCAUGCACCAGGCCCAUUUGGGAAGCCAGACCUUCUGUACACCUCACCACCUCCUGGUUUUGCAGAAAUGCUGUACACAGUGGACACAGAUCUUCUCGACCAUGCAAAAGACAUUAUCAGUGAGAAAGAUGAACCAUCGAUGGUGGCAAACUCGGAAUUCAGAGAAAUGUGCCAGAUCAUCUUAGGGAAAAGUCAGUUUCCACGUACAGUAGAGGGCUGCCUUGCUGCAUACCUUAUGGUAGUGAAGGAACUCACCACUGCCAUGACUAGGAACACGCUUCCCACACCCUCUACAUUUGCAGAGGCAAAUGAAAUGUACAAGUUUUUGAACAGUGGAAAUAUUUAAGUGGAGUGACUGGUUCUUUAGGAAAAUAAAAAGUAUGCAAAUAA